Messenger RNA from Cavenderia fasciculata, 687 nucleotides. RefSeq lists its product as uncharacterized. The transcript is spliced from 3 exons. Lineage: Eukaryota; Evosea; Eumycetozoa; Acytosteliales; Cavenderiaceae. The record is from RefSeq and is a predicted model, not a curated record. The coding region runs from base 1 to 687 and encodes 228 amino acids.
AUGCAAUUCAAAUCUUCAUCAAUAAUAUUAUCACUAGUCAUUUGUAUUUUAUCAAUCAUAUCAAUAUGUCAUGCCUCCUCAAAUUUAGUAGUGUAUGAAUUUUCAUAUCCAGGUGCCAUUUGUGAUGGUGGUGUAGAUGCUUCAUUUAAAUAUCCUUCUGCUACCUGUAUUCAAUCAAUCGACACAAUCUUUUUCUGUGACCUACAAUCAAAUAUUAUCACAUCAAUGACAUUCAAUGGCACCAAUUGUAGUGGCGCUUACACAAUGGUAACUAAUCCAAUUGGACAAUCUAGCUUUCGAGUUUCAUCAUCAUCGCUCGGUUCAUUUUAUUUCAACCCUCAAAUUACAAAGAUAUCUAUCUAUAUAUAUUAUAUCUCUAGAGAAUUCAAUAUUAAACAAAGACAAUUAUUGGUCAUGACGAUGGCCAUUAUUGCAGUUUCAGGUCAAAAGCUUGUGGCCUAUGAAACAAACUAUUCAGAUUUCCAUUGUGAUGCUGAUGGUGAACCUGUUACUCUACCAACAGCUAGCUGCGUACAAGGAUCGAUCUACACAUGUGACAUGUCACUCAAACAACUCACAAUCUUUACCUUUAACACUACCCAAUGUAGUGGACAAUAUAGAAUCGACACUUAUGAUUUUGGUCAUUGUUAUGGAGGUUGGACAUUUGCUUGUAAACAACAAAAAUAA